AUGGCGGAGUUCUUCGACACAAUCGCCGACGUAGGCAGCGACGAGGAGGAGGAUGAGGACUUUGAUGGCGAGGCUGGCGACGCCGUUGAACCCAGGCCGAAGAAGACAAAUGGCACAAAUGGCAUCGACGACUCCAGCGAGGAGGAAGAUGACGACGACGAAGACAGGCUGCGACAGGAAGGUGAAGGCUUCAUCGCAGACGAGGACGAAGAAGACGAGGUCGCGGAGCGCAAACGUCGGCGCAGGAAGAGGAAGAAGGACCGUCACGAGGAAGAGGCCCUAGAUGACGAGGAUCUCGACCUGAUCGGUGUCGAGGUUGAGCGCCCGGCAGAAGAACAGUCGAGGUUCAAGCGCCUGAAGCGUGGCCACAAGGAGCGCGUCAAGUCCCGCGGCGUGGACGACAUCUUCUCCGACGACGAAGUAAACGAAGACUACGACGAGCCGCGCGGGCGCCUUGGCGACGAAUUCGACGACUUUAUUGAGGACGACAAGUUCGAAGACGAGAUCGAAGACGACCGCGACGUCACACAACCAGGCAUAAACCUGAUCACAAAGGGACUGCAAGCUGCAGGUCUGGACGAGGGAGCAGAAGAAGACUACAGGGCUGCCUUUGGUGAUGGCACAGAUUACGACUGGGCGCUGGAGAUGCAAGAGGCGGAAGAGGACGAGCAAGCUGGUGAAGGCCGUGAGCUUCAACUCAAGGAUGUCUUCGAGCCAUCGCAACUACAGGAGCGCAUGCUUACGGAUGAGGACAACGUCAUCCGCGAGACCGACAUUCCCGAGCGAUUGCAGCUAGCCCGGAGAUCCUUCAAGGAGAUCGAGCUCACGCCAGAAGACAUGCAAGCACGCUUGACAGAAGAGGCCACCUGGAUCAGCAAUAUGCUGUGGCCAAAGAAGGGCCUCCCCCGCUACUUCCUGCAACCUUUCGAGAAAGCUGUGCGCAAGGUCCUGGAGUUUAUCAAUCUCGAAGACUACGAAGUGCCCUUCAUCUUCAACCACCGCAAAGACUACCUUAUCCACGCCCCAAGCGACAAUGACGAUUACGACGAUAUCGACAACCCGCCGCCCAUGGAUGCACGACCAGAGCGCUUGCUGAACCAGGCCGAUCUGUGGGAAGUAUUCGAAUUCGACCUCAAGUUCAGGGCCUUUGCAGAGAAGCGCGACGCCCUCAAGCAAAACUACGAGAACCUGAAGAGUGUAUACUCCGACAUCACUGAUCCUGAGAUCGAGGAGUUGGCAGCCAAGGCCAUUACUAUCGAAGAAAUCCAGGAACUUCAAGAUUGCCUACACUACAAGUAUUCGCAAGAGAUCAACGAGGUCCGACAAGAAGUGAACGGAACACAGAAGCGUGCCAACAACGCGCGCAGCUUCUUCGAUAAGUUGAGGGGCGGUAAAGCCAAUCAACUCGUCAAAGCGAUCGGCAUCACACCUGAGGACUUUGCAAAGAAGAUUGAUGGGUCAAAUCGAGGCGCGCAUACAAUUGAGGACCCGCCAUACAAGGUUGAAGAGCUCGCCGACCAGAUGGCUGACGCUCCAGAGACUGGCGCCACUCUUCUCAGGUCUGCGAAGCUCUUGUAUGUUCAGGAUUUGCAAAUGUGCUCACGCCUCCGUCGAUACUUGCGUGGUAGCUUCUACCAGAACGCCCAGAUCGACUGCAUUCGCACUGACAAGGGCAUGCGAAAGAUUACAGAGGACCACCCCUACUACGAAUUCAAGUACCUACGUGGGGUCACAUUUUCGGAUCUUCAAGGUCGACCGGAUCUCUUUUUGAAGAUGCUGAAGGCCGAGGCGGAAGGUCUUGUACAAGUCCGAAUCUCCAUGGGCAAUUACAGGAACUUCAAGACAAAGCUUGAGGAAAAGAUCAUCUCCGAAGGUGUCAGUGAAGUCUCUGACACUUGGAACGCCCUCCGUAAGGAACUGCUCGGCGCGGCGCUAGACAAGCUACAGGUUGUCAUCGCCAACGGUGUCAAAGAAACUCUGCGUGCUCGAUGUGAGGAUGAACUCGCCGCAUCAGCAAGAGAGAACUACUACAACAAGCUUGAUCAAGCGCCCUACAAGCUGAAGAGUGCACCUCUCGGAUCUGUACCCAACGUUCUCUGCCUGGCCAACGGUAAAGGCCAACGUGGAGACGCGAUCAUGUGGGCCUACGUCGAGAACGAUGGGCGGGUACUUGAGCACGGCCGUUUGGUGGAGAUGCGCCUUGGAAAUGCGGAGCGCGGUAUUCCUGAAGGCCAGGACAUCGACAAAUUUGUUGACGUGAUUCAGCGCCGCCGACCAGACGUGAUUGGUGUCUCUGGCUUCUCGGUCGAGACACGCAAACUGUACAAGGACCUUCAGGAAAUCAUCGGCCAGCGAGGCCUGACUGGCCCCGCCUACGAGGACGAGGACACCGGUGAAGAGAGGAACGAGCCACUGGAAGUGAUCUUGGUCAAUGAUGAGGUCGCUCGUCUCUAUCAUACAAGUGGUCGGGCUAUCGCCGAGUUCCCCAAGUAUCCCGCGCUAACGAGGUACUGUGUUGCUCUCGGACGGUACUUGCAAAAUCCAUUGGCGGAAUACGCAUCACUCGGCAAAGACAUCGUUUCGAUACCCUUUAUCCCCAACCAAACCUUGAUACCACAAGAGAAGCUCCUGGACCGACUAGAGACCGCGAUGGUGGAUAUGGUCAACCUCGUGGGUAUCGACCUACCGGAGACGUACGACGACAAAUACCUCUCGAAGUUGAUUCCUUACGUGUGUGGUCUGGGUCCUCGUAAGGCUGAUCGCUUGAUCAAGGCCAUUCAGGCCAACAGCGAUGAGAUUCUGUCACGUUUCGACCUCCUUGGUGUGUCUGAGUCUAGGGACCUCAAGGCAGCCAUGGGUCCCAAAGUCUUCCAGAAUUGCGCCAGUUUCCUUUACAUCCCCUACGAUUCAACAGAAGAGUCCUCCGACUACUUGGACUACACCCGUGUACAUCCAGAAGACUACGAUCUUGCCAGGAAGAUGGUCGCUGACGCCCUUAACAUGGACGAAGAGGAUGUUAAGGCCGAGACUGACGAAGGUGGACCCAGUGCCGUUGUUAGGAAGAUGGUGCGGGAGGAGACCACCGAUCUGGUCAACGACCUAGCUCUGGAAGACUACGCGGCGGAGAUUGAGCGCAACUUUGGACAGCGCAAGCGUGCAACACUCGAGACCAUUCGCGCCGAGCUCGACAAUCCUUACGAGGAGAUCCGACAAAUCUUUGCGCUGCUGUCUGGUGCUGAGCUGUUCACAAUGCUGACUGGUGAGACGGAGGAGACUCUCUACGAGGGUAUGGUCGUACCCGUUACCAUCAGGCGAACAUUCCCAGACCACAUCGAGGUCAAGCUGGAAUGCGGCAUCGAAGGUGGCGUCUCUGAAUCAGAGUUUCCAGAGGGUGUUGGCAGUGGCGGACAAGAACCUCGCCACGUCUACCAGAGCCACCAGAUCGUGCGCGCACGUAUCGUGUACCUCAACCGCAAGGCUCUCACCGCACAACUGUCGCUCCGAGACGAUCUCAUUCGAGCGCCAGAGAAGAAGCCCUACAAUCGCGCAGCUGGUGAGUGGGAUGACGCACAAGAAGCUCAAGACAAGAAAGCUGCCGAGAAGGAAAAGGAAGUUGCUUCUGGUCGGCCCAACCGUGUCGUCAACCACCCUCUCUUCUUCGCCUUCAACACCAUGCAAGCCGAAGAGUACCUCGGUGGUAAGGAGACCGGUGACUUGGUCAUUCGUCCAUCCUCGAAGGGUUUCGACCAUCUAGUCGUCACAUGGAAAGUAUCCAACAACGCCUACCAACAUCUCGACGUUCUCGAGAUGAACAAGGCAAACCAAUUUUCGCUCGGAAAGCAGCUCAAGAUUGGAAAGCACACAUACUCCGAUCUCGACGAGUUGAUCGUCAACCACGUCGAGGCUAUGGCACGCAAGGUCACAGAGAUCACACGAGACGAGCGAUUCCAACCCGGCACACGAGAAGAUACUGAGAAAUGGCUAGAGAACUACUGCGAAGCCAACCCUUCACGUUCCAUGUACGCCUUCUGCAGCAUGCCCAAGUACCCCGGCCACUUCUGGAUCUGCUUCCAGAUGAGCGCCCGCGGACCCAAGGGAGCCUGGGGCAUCAAGGUCGUCCCCAACGCAUUCGAACUCCACAAGAACGUCUACCCCGAUAUGCUGGCGCUCAAGAACGGCUUCAAGCUGUUGAUCAGCACGGCUAGCAAAGCGCAACCCAGGCGCUGA
Messenger RNA from Alternaria novae-zelandiae, 4227 nucleotides. RefSeq lists its product as uncharacterized. Gene Ontology annotation, cellular component: transcription elongation factor complex. The transcript is spliced from 4 exons. NCBI's taxonomy places the organism in Eukaryota, Fungi, Ascomycota, Dothideomycetes, Pleosporales, Pleosporaceae. The coding region runs from base 1 to 4227 and encodes 1408 amino acids. The record is from RefSeq and is a predicted model, not a curated record. Gene Ontology annotation, molecular function: DNA binding; nucleosome binding; histone binding. Gene Ontology annotation, biological process: transcription elongation-coupled chromatin remodeling; nucleosome organization; transcription elongation by RNA polymerase II.